AUGGCGGCCGUUCGAGGUUUUAGAAACUUUCUGAAGUCAAAUGUAUUGCCUUUUCCAAGGACAAUUCAUCAGUUAGGAACCUCCAAAUCAAUUAAUACACUACAAAGAUGUUGCAGAUCUGCCUCUACAUUCUCAUUUGUACCGGAUUCACCUUCACCUCUCCAUGGUUAGUUGACACUCAUAAGUCACUUCCAGAUACAAAUUACAAAACGUGCUCGCCUUUGCUUCGUACGUAAGCUAAAGCUUGUUGAUUAAUAGGCGUACUACGUAUAUAAAAUCUUAUCUUUCUUUUUUUUUCCUGUUGCUAACAACAUGCGGUCGCAAACAACAUGCAUUUAAGUCUCAAACGUGAUCUCUAACCCUAACUUUCUCGUGACAGCAUCAAUACGUAUAAAUACAGCAUUUUUUUAAUUUGUUAUGGGAAUUGAUAAAAUUCCAUGAUCGUUUAACAAAUUCUCUCAACUAAUUCUUAAAGGAAGUGCAUGGAUAUCAGUCCAGAGAAUUCGUAUGUGGAUACUGAGGCUUAAUAAUGAAUAAUAAUUUCAAAACUCUCUUUUUUAGGAGAAACUCAAAAGAUGAACUUGUUUCAGUCACUGACUAGUGCUAUGGAUCUUAUUCUGGAGUCUGACUCAUCUGCAGGUAAUUUUCAAUUUCUAUUUCACUUAUUAACACAUAGAUUUCAUUUUGCUUUGUGUUAAUAAAUGUGGUAAGAACCAAUAUUGGUCAAUUAGCAACCGGCUGAUCAAUGUAUUGUUGAUGAAGCUUGAUGUCAGGCUGCUGUCCUAAAAAUGGUAAAUAAGACAGACACAUCAAACAUCAGGCGGUGUUUACAUCUUCUCUUAAGCACAUUAUUCAGAUGCACUUAACAAACAACUUUAAUAUUAAAGUUAUCUCUUACAUGAAAUGGAUCAAUCUAAACGACUUUAAAAUCUCUGGCAUGAUAUGGCCAAUGUCAUUUGCUUAUUGAAAGAUAUUAGAUUCUGUGCACUUUUUUUGUCAAAACUAGUAUUUUUCCCCUUCUAGUGAUAUUCGGAGAGGAUGUUGCCUUUGGUGGAGUAUUUAGAUGUACUGUUGGACUAAAAGACAAGUAUGGUUAGUAUACAUCAGGUGAUAAUGUGUAGUUCCAGAAAAUAUCCAUACUCCCCCCGCAGAAGGGAUUGGAAAUUCCUGGGGGGUGGGAGGGUUCUCAAAGGCCCAAAAAUUUAAGUAAAUGUAUGAAGCUUGACUGGAAUUUCCUGGAGGUGGUGGGGCUCUAAGGAAAAAUCCCUUCCGUGGGGGGAGUAUGGAUAGUUUUUGGAACCACACGAUAUACAUGCAUGUACACUCAACUCCUUUAUUGUAGUCCAUGGUCUGUAAAUAAUGGAAUGUGAGAAGAAUUUCGUUAGAAAACAUUUGUAUUUAAUAGAGGAGCUGAGUGGCCCACAUGGCAUUUUAAAUUGGGUCAUUUCAAAAAUGGUCUCAGUCAAACUACAUGUAUGAUAUGAUAUCAUGGGAGUUUCAAUUUGAAACUUUGAACAACUGAAAUCAUCCCAACUAUCACCAAUAGGUUCCUGAAGUUCUGGAGGUUGACUUAUCGAACUGACUUCUCAAGUUUCACUGUCAUCCUUAUCCAGCCCAUCUUCAUGCUUUUCAGGUCCCACUUCAAUUGUCUUUUGCGUAAAAAGUGAACUUAGCUUUUGUUGUUGUUUCACAAUGAAAUGUAAACAAACCAACAACAUCAACAAAUGAAAUGUGAGUUGAUCGGCAAAGCACCAAAGUCGAAAUAUACGCUCCAGUCUCUCCUGGAAUUGUGUGGAAUGCCUGACACAAAAACAACUUGUAAGCACACACAUUCUGAAAUGACAGUCAUUUCGACGUGCACUCAUUUAAGGCUAGUAAGCGCCCCCCUUUUUUUUAAAUUUACUUGUAUUAUUACCUGCUGCUUUGGAAGUACUUAUAUAUGAGGUAACUUUUUUUGCAUCAGUAUGACUCCACGAUAAUUUCAUUUUGCGUCAGAAUAGAAUAUUCUGCAUCAAUGACGCAAAAACAUGGCUUAGAUUGAACACUUGAGGAGUAACGUAUAAUUAACAUUAACAAUUUUGCUUGGAACACAACACUGAGAAGAAUCAAUGAAAUAAGUAAGGCUUUAAACUGUGCUGUGUAAAGGGUCGCUAAGCAAGCCGUAGUGAGGGCCUAAUAAUGGUGAGUUUACUCCGGUUAAACCUCUGAAAGCUUUGACAAGCUGUAGCUGCUGUUUUUAUCAUUGGGAUGUCUGAAAUAGCUUGGUUUAACUCCUUGAAAAAGUGCAAGGCCCACAAAUGCAGUAUCAAAAUCUUGACAGGAUAUGACUAUUACCGCAAUAAUUAAGAUUGUUUUAACAGCAUGUCGAUCAAGCGUCAGCCGAUAAGUUGGCCAUGUCAAUUGAGAGUUGGCUGAUAGUGUCAAAUGAUAGUCGGCCAAGAGGUACCUAAAGUACACAACAAUUAAUCUCCCAGUCCCUAAUAGCAAGGUCCUAAGACAGGAUCUCACAAAACAAAAACUCUAUAAGACUAUUACAAUACAUCCUACUCCUUUAAUCACCCUUAAGUAUGAUAUCUACUGUAGGUAAAGACAGAGUGUUUAAUACACCACUCAGUGAACAAGGCAUUGUUGGUUUUGGUAUUGGGAUGGCAGCAGCUGGCGCUACAGCAAUAGCAGAGAUUCAGUUUGCAGAUUACAUCUUCCCUGCCUUUGAUCAAGUAAGUUAAUUCACGUCAACUUUCCCUCAGUAUGUAACUUUAUUAUAAUACAGUCAACUUUCUCUUAACAGGUACCUCUAUAUAAGAUGGACUCCUCAGUAAAACAGACACCUAGAGUUGGUCCCUGCCUUUCUUUACUUUUUUUAUUUGACUCUUUAUAAGAUGGACAUCACUUAGUGCCAAUCCCAAAGGUGUCCAUCUUAAAGGGACAUAGUCGGCUUUGGUGUCGCACUGACCUGGACACUACUUCCCCAGUUUGAAAAGCAUUUACCUCAACCUGAAAUCAAAUGUACACGUUGGAUACAUCUAGAAAUCCACUUUAAUCUUGCCUAGUUUAAAUUCAUUCGAUCGUUGAUUUUUUUCUGAAAACCUCUUUCUGAGCAAACUUUUACUCAUCGUAAAACAUUAUUUCAUCAUAAUAUUUGGUUAAACAAAGUAGCCAAAGGAACACGCAAAGAGGAGGUGGGAAAAGUGUAGGCACUGGGUGGGAGAAAUCGCCUUUGUUUACCAAAUAACAAGAGAAAUGAAUCAAUAACACCGCAUCUAGCAAAUCAUUAUUAUAUAUAUUUGGAAAAUUGAUGGAGAAAGGUCACAUUAUAUUAUUUGGAAAAAUCAAGCCGUCAGUGUCUCGACCUUGAUCCUUCAACAAUGAUUAAGACUUUGUGUCAUUUCUCACCUCUACUGAUUCUUCGAGUUCAUAAGUAUUUGUCAAUGUAUCGGUGAAUUCUCACAUGCCUAUACAAAAAUGAGUGCCCUGAUAUGACUUAGAUUCUCACGAUUUUGACUUGCCAUUUCAACUCCACAUGGUUUGUUUAGAUAUUCCAGCGUGCGGUUCUCACUUUCUGUUUCACGCGCAUGUCUAGUGAUAUGCAAAUCAGCUAAGAAUUAUUGGUAUGUGAUAUGCAUGUGUAUCACCUGACUGUGUCCCUUUAGAGAGAGUUGUCUGUAAAAACCAAUGAAAAUGCCAGGGGAGCUUUCAUUGUGGUGUUUAUGUAAUAAAUAGAACAAGACAUGGCCACUAUAAAUAAAAUUUUUCUUCUCGUGUUGAAAAUACUUUGAUCACUUGUUUGCAAAUAUUCUUUUGACAUGAGAAGAGAAAUUUCAUAUCUCCAUAUGGCCUAAUAUCCUCUCUUUAUGUACUUUCAUAACUUGAUGUUCAUCUUGUUGUAGCUUGUGAAUGAAGCUGCAAAAUUUAGAUACCGUUCAGGAAAUCUUUUUAACUGUGGCAGCCUCACAGUGCGAGCUCCUUGUGGAGCUGUGGGGCAUGGUGCACAUUAUCAUUCUCAGUCAGUGGAGAGCUACUUUGCUCAUGUACCAGGACUAAAGGUACGGUAACUACUUGUUAUCUUUGGUUAGCAAACAAGUAUAUAUUAACACCCCCAGUCCUUUGGCAUGGAUUUGGUUAUCUGUAGGCAAAAGUCAUUGUGAAUUGUUUUGGGUGAUGUUUUAGAUUUAAGUACAAGUAGUUUUGCCAUUAAUGGGUUCAUUUCUUUAGCAGACCUCAGUCACAUACAUCAUGUCAGGUAGUGUAUCAUGAAGUCAGUCACUUUACUUUCACAGAAAAAGUUUCUACAUUGUAGAUCAUCAUCAUCAUCAUCUUUAUUCUGUAAAGCAGGUCAGAAAGCAGGUUAUAUAAUUUUAUUCAUAUAAGGCAACUUGAAAGCUGUAGAUCUAUGUGAUAAUACAAACAUAGACACAUCAUGUUUAAUCAAUCAACAGAAUCAAUUUUCAAAGAAUGAAUUUAUUAGUCUGUUAAUAAUGGGAAUGCUUGGCUGGCUUUGACUGUACAAUGUGAAUCUCUGUUUCCGCAUUUAAGUGAUCAUGUAUUUACUUGAAAGUUAGGGAACUACAGUGAUGAAUGAUGAUCCUCCUUGAACACAGCCUUGCCAGUGGCAUUAUUGUUUAUUAUACUACUACAUGAGAAAUUUCUGCAAUUUGAUUGGCUUAGAGCAGUGGUAUUUCAGCAUAAUUUUAAAUACGUACAUGUGAAAAUAAUAUUAGUGUUUCCAUGGUAACCAAAAUCAUGAAAUAAGGUCGUCAGGCAAGUUCAAAAACAUUGGCGGAAAGAUUUCCAGAUUUUCAAGUUCAAGAAAUUCAAGAACUCAACUUGGGAAAUUCAGAAAACCAAAAUACUAAGAAAAGUAAAUCAACCUACCAGCUGGGCAGGAAGCGGGAACUUUGAAACAAAUUUGCUUGGUUAUGAAGCGAAACAACGAGAUGAAACUAAACAAAAGUUGUUACUCGAGAUCCAUAAGAAAGAUGGUUCAUAGUAUGAGCCCGAAAGUUUGAGAGUUAUGCUGGCGUCAUUGGACGGACACCUGAGAGAAAAGGAUGCUGCCUUCUCAAUAGCAAAGGAUUUUGAGUUUUCCAACCGUAGAAUAGUACUUGAAGGAAAAGCAAGGCUUCCUUGUCAACAAGGUUUCGGUAAAAGGCCUAAUGCUGCAAAAGCGAUGAACUGAUGUGGUCCAAAGCUUUCAGGCUUUCCUCCUCAGUCACUGAUACAGACCAUGUGGUUCUUGCUCCCCCAGCACUUUGGUUUGAGGGGCUGUCUGGAGCACCAGAAACAUGUACGUUGAAGAUUUUGCCGUCAGUACCAACGACAAUGGUAUUGAAUUCAUGACUUAUGAGGAAACCCCACAAAAACUCGCCAAGGUGGACUUCUCAUGAAACAAAGAAUUGUUCAACCCAAGAUGUUUGCUACUGGUGGACAGAGGUGCUUUGUUAAACUGUUCCAAACAUUUCUGGAAUGAAGACCUGAAGAAAUGCGAAACAGUGGUUCAUUUUAUCUUGCUGUGAAUGAAUGACCUAAGACCCAAGUGUGGUGUAAGUGAAAAAGAAUGGGCGUCAACAGCAUUAAUUCCUUCAUGAAGAAUAUGGCAAGUCAGGCAGACAUACAAGGCAAAAAGCUCACAAACCACAGCACUCACAAAACCUUGGUGAAGAAGCUGAAAGCUGCAAACCAACUGCGGUGAGCAAUUAUCAGUGUGUGCCAAUGAGAGGUCCCUUGAAGAUUAUGAAGAAGGUGAUGAGAAUGAACAGUGAGACAUUUCUUCCAUCGUCAGUGCAGAGUGUGCAAUGGCACAAUCCAGCAGAGUUUGUCAACUGCUUGCAAAGAUUAGAUGCUGUAAACACAGCUGUGGUGAUCAUUUUCCUCUUCAAUGAUGAAAGGUCGGCGACCGUCGACCAUUUCCCUGGCUGUCAACUUUCUUUCUAGCUGCCGUAGAUGUUUAAAUCUACAUGUAAUUUUGAAAAACUUUCAUUGAAGCAAAUGGUUAAAGACUCACAAACUUUGAUUCUUUCUUUAUAUGUUUUGGAAAUCUAUGUCGUUAAGAAUUUGAUUUUGGAUCAUGUGAUUUUCAGAUCACAUGUUGUAUAAAGCCAAUUAAAUACGCGUGAUGAAAUAAUUGGAUGAUGUUACAAAAAAUUUCUCAUGCAUACAUGUAGAAGUAUAAACAAAUAAUAGCAUGAUUUGUACGUGAUAUUUGCAUAAACACUUCUCAUGAUAUUUCAAAGUUGUCUCAAAUUUCACUCGCCCAAUGGCUCGUGAAAAUACUAUAACAAUUUUGAAAUAUCACUCGUGGUAUGGUAUCAUUACCAAUCAUGCUAUUACCUAUACUAAUUUACCAGUUAGUAGUAUAGUUGGCAUAUAAUUUUGCUGUUUGUACUUUUUUCAUUUAGGUAGUUAUUCCUAGAGGACCUAUUCAAGCCAAAGGACUUUUCAUUUCUUCUGUAAGAGACAAAAACCCAGUCAUCUUCCUUGAACCCAAGAUCCUUUACAGACAAGCAGUGGAAGAGGUCCCCGUUGCAGACUAUGAGAUACCACUCUCAGAAGCUGAAAUACUUGAGGAAGGUGAGUCUACAAUUUGAUUCAGUUGGUUGUAAUGCUCUAAGUACUAAUUAAAGAAAGAAUUGGCUUUAGAGCAUUAGAAGAGGCUUUAGAAAACCUAACACAUCAAUAACGAUUCUAUCAGUUAUUUUGUCAAACAAUUCUGAAAAUUAUGAACUUGUACAAUUCUUUGUUAUUGUAGUGCGAACUUCGAUGUGAUUCUUCCUAAUUUCAUGUUUUAUGAGGAUGUGAACACGAGAAAAUGGGAAAAAGUGAAGAACAGCUCCCCUGUCGGCCAACUGUCGUUUACCACCUUUUGCAUAAAUUUUCUGCCAACAGUCGGCCGACAGUUGGCAGCUGUUGGUAAUGUGUCGGCUAAGUGUCAGUUGAGAACACCUGUCGAAUACCAGAAAAGCCUCUGCUCGCAGGGUAGAACAUUGUAUAUCAACGUGAAAUGGAACUUUUUCACUUGAGUAAGAAUAAAUACUUAAUAUUACUCUUUCUGUACUUAGAUACAGUCUUAUAGAAUUCCAGAACAAUUUUAAUUGCCAGCAUUAUUGACAAAUUGAACAAGAUGGAAUAAGAGAGAAGUUUGAAGCAGCGCCAAUUACUUUUUGAGUGACGCUUUCCCUGCCAUCACCAUCGUAGAUGCUAAAGCUCCCUAAUUUUUAUCUGUUUCAUCAUAACAAAUUAGUCUUUUUUUGACAAAUCUGAUUUCAGGUUCCGAUGUGACAGUCGUUGGAUGGGGAACUCAGGUGCAUGUCUUACGUGAUGUCUGUAAAAUGGCAAAAGAUGAGCUUGGUAUCAGUUGUGAGCUGAUAGAUCUUCAAACAAUUCUACCUUGGGAUGAAGAGACUGUCAUUAAGGUAUUAUUACAUCGCUGGGAUUUUUUGCCUAACAGCACACACUUCCAUUAAGUUGCUUCGAGGUCCUAUGGCAGCUAAUAUUAAAAUUGUUUCCCACCAAAAGUGUCUGAGUUAAAGGAAUUGCAAAUUCUAUGAUGCUGUCACUUGCAAAUGUUAACUGCUCAGUGAGAUUAAUAGACUAUUACUUGAAGUUGUGAAUAUAUGAAAAGCACUGCAGGGAUGAAGAAUAAUUAUAUUCCAUGACGAAAGCCUGAAAAAUUUAGGCUUAAACAGGAUUUGAACCCUUCAAGGUCAAGGGUUCAAAUCCCAUACAAGCCGGAAUUUUUUCAGCCUUUCUUUUUGCAAAUGCCAAUGUUGUAUCUAUAACUAUGAUGAUCUUCAUUCAUAAUAGAAGACUAUUACUUGUUAUAAAAGUUCCACUUUGUUAGCCAUACUUUGGAAGACUUUGAGAUUGUCUGGAAACAAAAUAACUAAGGAAUGCUGUAUCUGUGGCCCCCUAGACAAAGCUGGCCUAUCAGAUAACAGGAAAAUAACAAUACAUUCCAAGAAAGUUGGUUGUGGGCUAAACAGCCACUCGUAGGAAAACAAUAAGUUAAUUAAAGCAAAAAAUUUAAAUAUCAAUAGCAAGCAUUUCCAGGUAGCAAAAUUUAUCGUUAGACAAUAUUUUUCUUUCCAAAACUUUAGACAUACAGUUGUUUCAUUUACCUGUAAUUUGUUCGAUUUCUGUGCUAACAUUCGUCAUUGUCACGCUCUCCAAUAGCAUGCCACCUCAAGUAAAAAAUGCAUCCAACGUUGAUAUUAUUUGUCUCUGUCAUUAACUAUAACAGACCUCUUAGGAAGCACUGUAGGUUGCAGUUGGUUGAUUUUGUUGCCCAACAAUCUCAAGGUCUCCAAAGGCAUGUAGCUGAGGAAAACAAAAUUAACAAAUUUCCCCAGGGACCACUCAUUAAGACAGUGAUUUGUUAUAUAGCCAACAAAGGAAAACUUGAUAACAAGGUUGUUUUAUGCAAUACUACUCUUGUUUUAGAAAGGGUGUCUUUUUAAUAAAAGACAUUACACUCAAUUCCAAACAACACUGGGCACGUAAGAACAGUUCCCAUGGGAAACAGUUACAGUGCAACUACUUAAACCAGGGCUUACCUAGACAAAGUUGAUCAGUCGGACUACGCAAAAAUGGUAAUACAUUCCAAGAAAGUUGGUUGUCAAUGAUCAUAAUCUCUUCAAAAUGAAAUAAGGGACGGACCAUUAGAAAAGUUAUGGGGAGGGUGGGAAUUUUCGAGCCGCAUAAAAAAAAACAUUUCCCUUGCAUGAAUUUUUUAGGCUUUUCCUUGAACAUUUUUUAGGGUUAUUUGGCAUACAUAAUUUUUUUUAAAAAUAAUUUUCCCUCGCACAAACAUUUUUUUUGUACUUCACCUCCCCCCUCCCCAAUAAGUUUCCUAAUGGUCUGUCCCUAAGCAACAUGGAUCAAAAUUAACUGUUUUCCAAGGGAACUAUCAUUAAUUGACCAUUGUUGUUUGUAACUAUUAGUAUACAUGUUCUUUCAUUGCACGCAUUGGGUAAAUAGGAGAUAAAAGAGAUGUCCUUUAAAAAACAAGAGAGGUAUCUGCAUAGUGAAUUUUGCUAAUGGGCUAGUGAAUUCUGUUCUUCACUUGCCCAACACGCCAGUGAACGAUUUUAGGGAAUUCAAACAAUACUUUAAGACAAAUUUCAAAUUCCUUGUAAAUUCACGUGGAAUGAUUUAGCCAUUUCUCAAACUCAUCUGACAAAGUGAUAUCUGUAAAAACAAGUAUCAAAACUAGUAUGGCACUACUUUAUGUCAGACUAGACGUUGUGGGAUCCACACAAUCUUUGGGUAAAAACAAUAAUUGUUUUAUUUUUAAUUAUUAAAAAUUAAUUAUUAUUAAGUAAUUAAUUAUUAAUUAUUUUAUAAUUAAUUGUAAAUAAUUAAUUAUUAUUAAUUAUUAAAAAAAUAAUUAUAAUUAAUUAAAAAUACCUUAGAAGUAAUGCACCUUAGGCUCCUAAAGUUUUUGUUAGAUCUUAGCUGACUACAACGAUUUUAUAAGUCAAGUAAUUGAUUACCUAAUGGUGUAUUUAAUAAAUAAAUUGUGAUUAAUUAUUUAAUUAUCAAUCCUGCACGUCAGAAACUUUUUCGUGCUACAUGUAGUUUAAGUGACUCUCGGGCUAAGGCAAGCUGCAAAAGUGAUUUUCUUUGCAACCUGGGUAUUACAUAAGUCAAUAUUGGUACCACUGCUUUCAUAAAUAAGAUGUGUUCUAUUGACCAAAUGUUUUUUUGUUUUAGUCUGUUCUAAAAACAGGAAGGCUUCUAAUAGCACACGAGGCUCCUUUAACUGGUGGAUUUGCUGCAGAAAUAAGCAGUACUGUACAGGUAAUCACUAGUGAUGUCAUGUAGUUUUCUUUUAACCGCAUGAUUUAACGUGAUAAACGUUUUAGAUAUUCCAACUUGAAUUCAUUUACACCCGAAACGCUUGAAAACCACUGUGUUUGUAUCACUAGUGAUGUCAUCAGUUUAAAUGUUCAAACAGGACUCUGAUGUACAAACGUGUGCAAGAGAGAGAAAUCUUCCCGAGCAUAUCUAAAUGUGAGCUACUUAGUUAAAAACGCCUGAGAUAACUGCAACAGACAACCUGAAUCAUUCAAAAAUGAAAUAUUCUAAGUAGCUCUGUUUUGGGACGGCUGAAAAAGGUUUUCGUAUCUCUUACUAGACUUUUGUUUUCUGGAUAGAGUGCUAAUUUUUCAAUGGAGUUUUGAUCUAUUUUUCCGAGUAGUUGAGUAUUCCUUUGUCUCUUGGUAGACAGUUUACCCAUAAAAGUGAAGAAUGAUCAUCGCAGUAAAUUUUCCAAUUUAAGCAAUUGGAAAGAAGAAGCCUGAAAAAAAAAAAAAAAUCAGGGCUUCAACGGGUUUCGAACCCGUGACCUCCGCGUUGCCGGUGCGUUGCUCUACCAACUGAGCUAUGAAGCCACACAUUGGGAGCGAGGUCAUAGUCGGCCAACUGAUUUUUGGGUGAGCUGUUCAUUUAUUUUCACGGCUUAAUUACUGAUGAGACUUGACACUCACUUAGCGGCGAUGUUCCCUUUUCCAUCCUUACGACAGCUGUUUUCUCCAUGACUAACACGUUUUAAUUCUUUAUUUGUCGCAGGAACAUUGUUUCCUAAAUCUUGAAGCUCCCAUUCAACGUGUAUGUGGAUGGGACACACCCUUCCCUCAUAUCUUUGAACCAUUUUAUCUGCCGGACAAGUGGAGAUGUUUUGAAGCUCUGAAGAAAAUUACCAGCUUUUAAAAUGUAUAAUGAGAGUAACUCGACAUGAAUGAAUGCAAAACGAACAGAACUUGACAUUUUCUAGUUGUUCUAAACAGUCGCUGUUCUGGUGUUGUUGCGGAUUGAAUGCAGAAGAUAUUACACUUCGCCCAGACAGAAAGAAACCUUCCAGAAAAUUGUAGCAUAUGAAGACAUGUUUGUAUGGAAACAUUAUCGUCGUGUUCCUAAAGAAAAAUGAUGUGCAAAAUAAGUCCAGGGGGCUAGUCUGAUCAUCCGUCGUUACAUCUGACGUUGAAGUUUGGUGCAGUCGAACUCUUUAUUUUGAUGCUUAACGCCCCUGCUUACGGUACCCAGUCACCUCGCCACCAACAAAUAUACAUAUGUUGCUGUUAAUUUUUUUUUAUCUCAGGUAGUUUUUAAUUUUCUUUUGUUUCAACUUCAUUUGCAUACAUUACCUUACCCAAAAACAAAGAAAAACAAAACUUACCUGAGAUAAAAAAAUAACUACAACAUAUAUUUUGAUACCUAUCGAAAGGGCAAUUCUCUAAAAGAAAAUUCCUUCCUUUGAAUUUACAUUGGAAUUGAAGGAGUUAACGUUCAAGUGACAAUAUAAGCCUACUUUCAAAAGAAAGGCUGUUAAAUUUUAAACAGACGAUACAGACUUCUUGGUGGUGAGAUGACCGUAAACCGUGGUUGAUACGUCUGAUGGUUUGCACUUGCUAAGGAUACCAAGAGUUUGAUAAGCACAAUGUUAUAAAUUAAAAGAAUGUCAAUCGGCAGGUAGUCGUAAAACAAAAUCGAUCGAUUUGGGAUGAAUAAUUUUUCCUUUCAGGUUUUGUGGCGUAGAUUACAGGUGUAAAUUGUUAGAGUAGCAGUUUGUUUUGACUGUACAUUUGCGCCGUAUAUUUAUUGUAAUAACAACUGAAUAUCUAUUCUUAGCUAUAAACCCGCUGGUUGAAAUUUUUUCUAACUCACAUAAUACAAAAUGAGUGU
Molecule: messenger RNA, 11679 nt
Organism: Porites evermanni
Lineage: Eukaryota; Metazoa; Cnidaria; Anthozoa; Scleractinia; Poritidae
Source: the annotation of a GenBank genome assembly